AUGGCGACUCCGGCAUCCAACGCCGCAAGAGACGGCGACGACGGCGGCGGCGGUGGCGGCGCGGAUCGGGUCGAUAGCCGCUGCGGCGGCGGCGUUCGCGCCGGCGCGGGGAGGAGCAGGAGCGCUAGCGCGAGCGGGAACGGGAGCGGAAGCGGAAGCGGAGAGGGGAGUAGGAGCGGGGGAAGUAGCAGCGGCGGAGGCGCGGAUGAUGCGGACGAGAAGAGCGGCGCGGAGGGGUCGCAUGGUAACUCCGCGUCACCGGCCGCGCCGCAAGUUCACAAGAGGCACAAGGACUCCGCCAACGGCGCGCAAACCCCGCCGCUUCCCCGCGCAAGCGCGGGAGCGCACAAUGAGAGAGAAACCGCCGUGACGAGGGAGGGAUCUCGACUUAAAGGGGGCGGGGAAAAGGGGGAGAAGAGCGAGAGAGCGGAAAGAGCGGAGCGGGGGGAGCGGGGGGAGCGGGUAGCGGCUGGCAAAGGCGCAUCGGAAAAAGCGGGGAGCGCGGAGAUGGCGGAGGUUCCGCGGUUCCUGCUGAGCCUGUCGCGGAGUGAGAAGGAGGACGAUUUCUGGGCGAUCAAAGGGGGGAAGCUGCCUCAGCGGCCCAAGAAGCGGUCGAAACUCGUGGAGAAAGGGUUGCAGCGUCUCCUGCCCGGUGCGUGGCUGACAGGCGUGAGCCGCGAGCGGUACGAGGUUCGCGAGAGAAAGUGCACCAAGAAGAAGCCGCGUGGGCUCAAGGCGAUGAACGGGGCAGAGAGCGACAGUGAUUGA
This is a messenger RNA of Closterium sp. Yama58-4, 768 nucleotides long. The record is from the annotation of a GenBank genome assembly. NCBI's taxonomy places the organism in Eukaryota, Viridiplantae, Streptophyta, Zygnematophyceae, Desmidiales, Closteriaceae.